Molecule: messenger RNA, 717 nt
Organism: Lachancea meyersii CBS 8951
Lineage: Eukaryota; Fungi; Ascomycota; Saccharomycetes; Saccharomycetales; Saccharomycetaceae
Source: the annotation of a GenBank genome assembly
AUGAAUAGCAAGAACUAUCUAAAAUCUUAUGGGUGGAAAGAAGGAGAAGGAUUGAAGCCUGGGGCGUUGAAAAGACCAAUUUUGGUCAAGCACAAGAUGGACAAGAAAGGACUGGGAUCGGCACCUGGCGGAGACGACGGAGACAUGUGGUGGGAAACGCUUUUCGACGGGCAUCUAAAAAAUCUGAAUGUGAAUGACAGUGGGACUGGUGCGAUCAAGUUUGAGAAAAAUAAAGCUUCGAGCAACGUUGUGGUGAAAGAUAAAUCGCCGUUGUACAAAUGGUUUGUGAAGGGAGAGGUUCUGAAGGGAACCAUCGAAAAGAACGCAAUAAGCACAAAAAUUGAGACGGUAGAGAGCUCUCGAAAGAAACGUGAACGCGAAAGUGACGAAAGUAGCAUCACCCGAAAAUUCAAGAAAUCCCGUAAGUCAGUGGAAAAGAAGCAGAAAGACGACGAAACGGCCAAGAAUAGGUCAAAAGAACACAAGAAAGACUCAAAGCGUGAGCGCAGCCUAGAUAGAAAGGAUAAAAAGGAUGCAAAGCGUAAGCUCAGAAAAGAUGCAAAGGACAGAAAGGACGAAAAGCCUAAGCACAAACUAGAUAAAAAGGAUAGAAAGGAUAAAAAGGCACUCGAGAAGAAAGAACGAAGCCUCAAGGAUAGUAAGAAAAGCAAGAGUCGCUCAAAAAAACAUGAGAGCAAGGACAACGAAUUCUCGUAA